Paramormyrops kingsleyae is the source of this 2693-nucleotide messenger RNA. Its product is annotated as phospholipid scramblase 1-like. Gene Ontology annotation, biological process: plasma membrane phospholipid scrambling. NCBI's taxonomy places the organism in Eukaryota, Metazoa, Chordata, Actinopteri, Osteoglossiformes, Mormyridae. The record is from RefSeq and is a predicted model, not a curated record. Gene Ontology annotation, molecular function: phospholipid scramblase activity. Gene Ontology annotation, cellular component: plasma membrane.
UACUUCCUUGUUCGUGAGCACUCUGAGCAUAUCUUGGGGCAUUGGUUCACGUAGUAACCUGGUCGCCGAUGGAAUACAUUCGAUUGGCAUGAAAAGCUUUAUUAAGAAUAAUAAAGUGUUUGCUAUUUGGUAUCUGGAGAUCUUUAUAUUUGUCCGGCGGGAAGCGACGACUGCAAAUUCGGGGAUCAAGUAAGGUGAAACAUUAGCCGAGGCGAUCUUUGUGUUUCCAGGCCGCCUGCAUAAGAAGCUUUUCCACAUCUUCUGCCUCACGUACGAGUCCGUACAAGCAUGUCAGCACCAGGUUAUCCAUCUCCUCAGCAGCCUCCGUACCCCAUGCCUCAGCCCAGUCCUUACGGCGGGGCCCCAUACCCCGGGCCCCCAGGGGGUUAUGGGGACCCGAGUCAGGCACCCCCUGCGGGAUUCCAAAUGGGGUAUCAGCCACAGCCAGGCCAGCCGGUCAUGUACCAGCCGGGACCGGCCAAUCCCAUGCCUUACCAGUCGCCGAUGGCCAACCCUCAAUACGGGGCCGAUAACAUUACUAUGGCAACUGGUAGUCCAGCUGUACCCAUGUCCGUCGCCGUCGGAGUCCCUCCGGGCUUGGAGUAUCUAACGCAGAUUGAUCAGAUCUUGAUACACCAGAAAGUGGAGCUAUUGGAAGCUUUUAUCGGCUUCGAGACCAACAACAAGUAUGAGAUAAAGAACAGCAUGGGGCAGAAGAUCUACAACGCCAAGGAGAAGAACGACUGCUGCACGCGCAACUGCUGCGGUUCGCUGCGCAGCUUCGACAUGAAGAUCAAGGACAACAUGGAUCGCGAGGUCAUUCGCCUGGUGCGCCCCUUCCGCUGCGCUUCCUGCUGGUGCCCCUGCUGCCUGCAGGAGCUAGAAGUACAGGCUCCGCCUGGAACCACCAUUGGCUACGUGGUCCAGGACUGGCACCCCUGCUUGCCAAAAUUCUCAAUCCUUGGGCCGUCGCGGGAACCCAUCCUCAAGCUGGAUGGCCCGUGCUGCGCCUGUAACUGCUGCGGCGAUAUCAACUUUGAGCUAAAGGGUAAGGAUGGUGGGACACCAAUCGGGAGGAUCAGCAAGCAGUGGAGCGGCUUGCUGAAGGAGGCCUUCACCGACGCGGACAACUUCGGCAUCCAGUUCCCCCUGGACAUGGACGUGAAGGUCAAAGCCGUGCUGAUGGGCGCCUGCUUCCUCAUUGACUUCAUGUUCUUCGAGAAGGUCAAUGACGAGAAGCAGCGCAAUACAGUCUUCUCCUGAGAAGGAGAGAGAGCAGAUUGGCAUGGAAGGAAGUCCGUUCUGUCCCUCGACCUUCCUGCAUGGGGUGGGUCAUCCUCUGGGUCCUUUGGAGCUCAUUCCUCAUGUCUCUGUGAGGAUGGUUUGUAAAUUUUUUGGAAGCUUAUUGGCAUUUAUUAAUCUUAGUGUGUUACAAUUAAUAAAACGUUAAAAUUUGUGAAUCAGCGUUGUUCUAGUCUAGUUCGAUGUCACUUCAUUUUCAUUAGAUAACCAUUAGGGCAUAAUACAUUUAACAUCAGAUAUAUACACACGCUAAGAUAAAUGUGUUUACUUCAGCAUUAUCCUUAUUACUAAGUAGUUAAAGAAUUAUCAGUUUUGUCAUUUAUAGUCUUAGUUGUACAAAAUUAAUAAAUUCCAUAUAAAAAUCAGUUUUUGGGGUGACCUGAAAUGCAUUUACAACAUACAUGUAGAUUAGAAGUUUUUUUUUUGCAGCACAAUAUUAAAGUAACUGCAUUAAAUUAAUGUGCCUUUAUUUUUCUUUUUGUAUUUUUUUAUAUGAUAAAACGGGCAAUAGCCUAGUCAGUCUCUGAUGUCAGAGGGUGACAAACUCCUAUGAAAACCGCUGACUCCAACUAUGUUGCGUUAUUGUUAAAGAAAAACACCCUUACUUCUCAAUUAUAGCUGAGCCUUUUGUUAAAAAAAAUGCAAUUUGCAGUGAGCAGUAAAAACCAAGUUUUUUUUUACAGCACCAAGGAUCCUCUGUAAACUGGAAUGACUCAGAACAAUAUUGUUGAUCUUCAGUCCGAGUAUUUUAAUAGUUUUCCUUGGAUGAUGUUUUUCAGUAUUUUUUUAUUUUAUUUUUAGGAAUAGCUUCCUUCCUUACAGAGCCAGUGCACCGCACCCCCCCCCCCAUGUCAAGCUUCACCUUCAGUGAACCCUCCCCCCUUCCCCCUCCCUAGUGAACUGUUGGGAAAUGACAGGCUCAAAGUACGAUUGCUCAGGAGAGCUACAAGGAUAGGGUCAGGUGAGCAAAUUCUGUUGCCGUACAGGUGACAGAAAUGCGUGUGUUCAGCAGUUAGCGGUGAUGACUGCUGGUGAUCUUUGGGGCUGGGUGGAGGCAUCUCCACACCAGCUUCUUUGUGAAAUGGAUAAUGUGAUGAUUAACAGAAACGCAUGUGAUUCAUUCUGCUUGUGUGCCAAGGUCCUGCACAAACUCCAAAGACGCGUCUCAUUAGGCCUUGGUAUCUGAGUCUUUAAAUGUCAGAGGUGUUAUUUCCAGCUAAACAUGGACCAACCUUGCUUGAAAUACACUUUGGCCGGAAUGCUUCUGCACCCUACACCUACUGUGUCAUUUCCCUGUUUACUGUAUUGUAUAUUCAGUUUAAUACACAUAAAACCACUGAAGAGAAAAACAAUCCGUGUGGAACCCGGUCAAUAAACACGUCAGAAAGCAA